Molecule: messenger RNA, 702 nt
Organism: Eucalyptus grandis
Lineage: Eukaryota; Viridiplantae; Streptophyta; Magnoliopsida; Myrtales; Myrtaceae
Product: probable LRR receptor-like serine/threonine-protein kinase At4g29180
Exons: 3
Coding region: 123-437 (104 amino acids)
Molecular function (GO): protein binding
Source: RefSeq, a predicted model, not a curated record
UAUCUUUGCAAAAGAAGCCUACAUUUCUAAAGUCCAUAAGUAGGAUGCCUAAAACUGCAUCCAUAUGGUCACAUGCACCAAAAGUUUCUUUUUUGUACCAAUGAAGCAGCCUUUGGUUGAUCAUGGCCAGGAAUCUGAGCUCCAGCAAUCUGGUGGGGAAGAUAGCAUCCUCGUUUUCAAAACUGUCCGCUUUGGAGUCCCUAGAUUUGUCCAAUAAUCAACUGUCAGGAGAAAUACCAGAAACCUUGGCGAAAUUGCCAAAGCUGAGAAAUCUAUAUCUAAGUGGAAACAACCUUACUGGUUUAGUUCCCAGGGCUCUUAAAAGGAGGGUUGAAGACAAGACAUUAUACUUGAGGCUUGUUCCUUCUCUCACAUUCGCAGAUUUAUUUAGGGUGGCAAGACUAUUAACAUGGUUUAUUCUGAUUCGAAGCAAAUAAAGGACACUUGUCAUCAACAUGUUGGCAAAGCAACUAGAACAUUUUCUUCCGUUGACAUUGAAGUUCAGCUACUUACCUUUUGUUGCAGCUUGAAUGGAAACGCAGAUCUUUGUUUGGCAAGACUUUACCCUCCGAAUAAGAACCCCCAUCUUGGUCCUAGUUGUUGCAUCCCUUUUAGUCUUCUUUGUAGUUCUAUCGUGUUACCUUGGCCACUAUAGGUUAAUCAAAACGAAACAUGUUGGCAAAAAGCUACCAGAAUAUUUAA